Molecule: messenger RNA, 216 nt
Organism: Parnassius apollo (apollo)
Lineage: Eukaryota; Metazoa; Arthropoda; Insecta; Lepidoptera; Papilionidae
Source: the annotation of a GenBank genome assembly
AUGACGGAGGCUGUAGAAUGGUACACCAACGCGAACGCUGCUUUGCUCAAUCAUCUGACAAAGGAGAUAAAAGACACGGAUAGCAGCACUAUAUGGAGAUAUUUGGUGGGAUUUAAGAACCUUUUGCGAAGUAUAGAAUGCAAGGGCAUCGGUUCGGUGCUUGGGAUAAAUUACUUCGCUCGAGGAUAUUUACAGCCCCGAUCGCACGAAAGGUAG